AUGGAUGUACAGGCCGUCAUCUCGACCGACUCUAAUAGUGCAGUCAAAACGAAGCCUGAUUCUGAGACUGCAAAGCCUGGCAACAGCAACGGAGACGGCUGGAAUGAGGUCAAGUCUGAUUCUGACACCGCAAAGCCUGACAACAGCAACGGAGAUGGCGGCAAUGUGACAUCCAACACCUCUCAGGAAGAUACAGCGCCACCAGACAAUGGUGGAGAAGCCACAACAGCGACUACUGACACCCAGCAGACUGACGGGCAGCAACCAGGCGCUGAGGAUUAUGUAGUCUCACUUGAAGUGCUGAAGAAAACUUGGACGGCCAGAGAGAAAAGUCACACUUUGAUGAAUGUUGUAGUAGUUUUUCACGAUAACGACGAAGGGCAAGUGAAACUUGGCAGCUUUAAAGCUAGCGAGGGGUAUCGCGUCACUUUUAACAUGCACUUUGAAGACCGCCGAGCAAAUGCUUUGAUUGACGUACGAUUUCCUAUCAACGAAUCCAAACUCCUGCACGGAAAACCAGAUUUUCAUGUCCACGAAACCGCCGACUACAAAGACGACGCGAGCAAGAAGCAGCGACUUCAAUUUGAGUUCUUGAAAGAGGAACUUUGCAAAUUCAAAGGUCGACAAUACCUCCAAGAAUAUUACAGCAAGACGAGAAAUCCACUACCCGCAAAGCAGAGCUUCGAAGACGCAGAAAUCGCUGGUAUUAUUUUAGGAUAUGCUGAGAUGCGAGAGUUCGACUUAGUGAGGGAGGUUAUUGCCGACCUUCUCAAAGAACCUCGUGACUUCGUCUUCUGCCCUGCAGAUACUAGGCUGACAAAAAACGGGUUGCCAAAGACCUACGCUGUGUACGGUCGGCUCCCGGAAGGCUCGCUCAUGCAACAAUUCUUCGCACCAGGGGAAAGCGGCGUCAUACUCGUCGAUCAAGGCAAAGAGGCAAAAACUGCCACUGCAUGGCCCUAUGUAGCGCGACCAACUCUUCCUGGGCACGAGGUCUACGGUGAUCUCUUCAUAUUCGUCCAUCGACCAGAUGAAGAUGUGAGAGAAGUUUCCUCGGCACCUAAGCCGGAGCAGCAGCCCGAAGAUUUUCAAAAAGCCAAGGCGACGAUUUGCCCAGUAAUCAGUGAUCAAGCACAUCGACGACUUGUCAAAGCAGCAAACCGUUUGUUCACUAAGGCAGACCCAAAGUUCGAUGAUAUUCGGACUUUACACAUGGGUAGAGAUUUCAGACCAUCUGGUGACCGUCAGCUCUUCUUCAAUGACCCCAAGAUCACCGACAAGCAAGAAAAAGAGCUUAGAGCUCGUUCAGAAAUCUUGAUAAGCAGCCAAGCAGAAGCAGUCGAGCAUAUGAUGUCUUCUCAACAUCUUCUUUCGUUGGUACAGGGCCCGCCUGGAAGUGGUAAUACCUUCAUGGCGAGCAUAUUUGGAGCUAUGUGCAAGGAUCUGGACCUUGACGAGAAAAAAGCCCGAAAGUCAGACGUCAUCCGAUAUUCCAAUGACAACGACGAGGCAAGGAAUGUCAUGGCGCUCUACAGUUCGUUACACGGGCAUGUCGACAGUCGUCAAGAAAGUGUCAAUACAGACAAAACUCCUGACAAGAAGUUGCCUGUAGCAACCGACAAGGCUUAUAUGAAGACAAUUCAAGACAACUUGUUACGUACUGAUACUAUGUGGUCUGGGAAGAAACAUAGUGCAAAUGUCUGGGAGGGAGCCUCGCUUCAUCGUCGACUUCUGGAGAGUCUUGGGAUCCUCGUCGAUGGUAAACUAGUGAAAACGAAACCAGAGCUUGACGUCGAGCAUCCGCUAAGAGUCUUCUUCGACGCCUUCUGGGACCCUGAUUAUGAGAGCAAGUCUGAACAAGAAGCCUUAGAAAAAAAUUUACCGUCAUCGACGAGGACCAUUAAUACUGGCGAUUAUCUAGACGCGUCAUUCAAGAGCGCUGAGGACGAGAGCAAGUCUGGGUCGACGACAGAACCUUCGAUCGAAACGCCUGUUGUGCGAGAAUUCCCGAGUAUUCGAUCCUUGGCCAUAGAUGCGUUUAGCCAUAUCCUCGGCAAGGCAAGCACCGUCCACGCUACGCUCUCCAACUCGGACGCAACAACUCUCAGGAAGGCUAUUUCACCUGAAGUUAUUGUAAUUGACGAGGCAAGUCUAGCCAAAGAUCUCGAAAUCCUUAUGCCGAUUCUCAAUAAUGUCGACUCGACUACCUUGGUCGUGAUCAUUGGUGAUCCGAGGCAGCUAGCGCCAGUCGUGGUUUCAAAAUAUGCACAGACCGAAAACGAAACACCUGCCAAUCCAUUCGCACGUCAAGAAGAGUAUUCUUUCUACACCCGACUUUACCAGAACAAUUUCCCUUGCUUCAUGCUUACGGAGCAACACCGCAUGACAGAAGGACUGUCAAAGUUAUGCAACAUUUUGUCAUACGAUGGCAAUGUCGUCGACGCAAUAGAGACUCGUUUGCGAAAUCGUUCAGUCUCUAAAGAAAUCAUCAAGUUCUUGACGGAGACGCACAAAAUAAAGACCGACACCCCUCAUGUAUUCUUGAAUGUCGAAAAGGGCGUAACGAUUGUCAGUGAGUCAAAGAGUCGGUAUAAUCUCGAGAACAUCGCCGUCUGUUUAAAUCACAUCAAGCAAGUCCUCCAGAAAACCACGAUGACGCUUAAAGAUAUUACAAUCAUAGCUCCAUACAAGGAACAGUUGCGUAAGUACCACGUGGUACUGCACGAACUACAGCGCAACGAUGCUUUCUGGAGAGCGCAAGAUAUCUCUAAGCUCGGAGUCAAAACGACGGACACCUUUCAAGGUGACGAGAAUGGCGGGGUCUAUUUCGAUCAGACGACAUCCUAUUAUCGCCGAUGUACCAUCGGACAUAUCUCUAAUCCAAGACGACUGAACGUCGCUAUAUCACGAGCAAUCAAUUUCUUUUGCGUUGUCGGCGACAUCGAUACCUUACAACGAGACAAGGAAUUACGUCGAUUCAGAGCGGCUGCCGAAGACUCGGUAGAAAUUACGAGUGAUGAAGUUCAAGAGAAUCAGAAAACCUUGUCACGUCUUCACGCCUACUAUGAUGGUAUGCACGUCCGCGUAAAUGUCCGGGACCCGCAUGAAUUGCCCGAAGCGAAAUGGAUCAAUUUCUCCACAUCGAACGACGAGAUGUUGGAAUUCCAAAAGACCUACGCAUGCAAACAUUGUGGAGAGUUCUUCGCGCAUAGGAACUUAGAUUGUCCUCGUAGAGAGGAAUCCAUAGCGGAGAAGCGAGCUGCCAAGAACAAAGACAUGAAGUGCUAUAAUUGUCAAGAACUUGGUCACCAUUCGAGUGAUUGUGACAAGCCUAAGCGAGAAAAACAGGUCAAGACAUGUCGCAAUUGCAAUAAGCCGGGUCAUAUAGCUUCUCAAUGCCCUGAUAUCCAGUGCAGCAGAUGCCUCGAGACAGGACACAUGGUCAAGGACUAUCACGGCAAGGAGAUGAGAUACUGCCAAAAAUGCGGCAAACAAGGCCACUUGUCGUCAAUAUGCCACUUCAAAAAUGCACUAGGCAAAGUAAAUAUCGGCCUAAAGUUACCUGGUCGCAAGCAGAAAGAAGUCAACUCGGAAUUCCUACCACUGGACGAGUUGGAGGAGGAAAACACCGAAACUGGUCAGCCAGAAGGUUGGUUAGGAGUUGCGGCCACCGACUCAAGUCCGCCACAGCAGCCUGCAGCUUGGGGAGAAAAUGAUGGCGAAGCCGUGAAAAAGGCAGACGAGGAUGCUAGUCAAGCAGAGAAGGAAGGAGACGAAAAUGCUGGUCAAGUAGAGCACACGGCGGACGAGAACGGAUCUUCGCAAGAUCCCAGCCUUUGGCGUGCUGAGGCAAAGCCAACUGAGAAUGUCACGUGGUGA
Molecule: messenger RNA, 3879 nt
Organism: Bacidia gigantensis
Lineage: Eukaryota; Fungi; Ascomycota; Lecanoromycetes; Lecanorales; Ramalinaceae
Exons: 5
Coding region: 1-3879 (1292 amino acids)
Molecular function (GO): nucleic acid binding; zinc ion binding; 5'-3' DNA helicase activity
Source: RefSeq, a predicted model, not a curated record